AUGAGCUCCUCUCUCCCGAAAAGCGAGUCCGCUACUUCUCUGCUCAGGUCGUCGGGGCUGAGCCGCAGGUCCACGCACUCGGAUCACGGUCCCCACGGGCACCGGGGUCACCGGCCUCAGCAUCCCCAUCCCACCGGAGCUGGAGGCGGGCAGGAGGCGGGCUGGACCGAGGACUGCGAGCCCAGUGCCCGCAGACCUCUCUGCCGGCCGAGACACUCCGACUCCCGGGGAGGCGACCACCAGCGGGUGCAGAAGAGCCACUCGCACCGGCAGGUCAGCCUCCUGGAGGACGGAUCCCCUCAGGAGGAUGCGAGGCACAGGACGAGCCGCCAUCAGAAGGAGCGGAGCAACUCCACCAGGUCCAAACACCCCCAUCCGCAGCCAGAGUCCCCGAGAGGUGAGCCGCCUCCUGCAGCGCAGCACCCGGGCAGGAGGACCUCUCCGACUCCGUCCUACCCGAAGCACACGGACGAUGCGGAUUUCUUCUUCGAGCCCCGGGAGAGGCUGCAGGUCACCGGCUCGUCCUCCAGCCUCAGCUCGGGCACACCUGCCUCCGGUGCACCUGUCCGGCCCGCGGGACGCCGCACGGCCAAGAGACUCAGCGGGACCGCUUCUGAGUACGACUCCAGUCUCCAUCCCAUCGUGAAGUCGGUGUUCGGCCAGGACCGAGAGCUGAGGCCAGAAGAAAUGGAUGAGUUGCGCGAGGCUUUCAGGGAAUUCGACAAAGACAAAGAUGGCUUCAUCGGCUGCAAAGACCUGGGGAACUGCAUGAGGACUAUGGGCUACAUGCCCACAGAGAUGGAGCUGAUCGAGCUGAGUCAGCAGAUCAACAUGAACCUGGGAGGACAUGUUGACUUUGAGGACUUCGUUGAACUCAUGGGGCCCAAACUUCUGGCUGAAACCGCGGACAUGAUCGGGGUGAAAGAGCUGAGGGAUGCAUUUAAGGAGUUUGACACAAAUGGCGAUGGCCAGAUCAGCACGUCAGAACUUAGAGAGGCAAUGAAGAAACUUCUUGGACAACAGGUCGGACACAGAGAUCUGGAGGACAUCCUACGAGACAUAGAUCUGAACGGAGAUGGACACGUGGACUUUGAAGAGUUCGUGCGGAUGAUGUCUCGGUGA
Limanda limanda (common dab) is the source of this 1122-nucleotide messenger RNA. RefSeq names its product calcium binding protein 1b (gene cabp1b). Bases 1 to 1122 code for a protein of 373 amino acids. Gene Ontology annotation, molecular function: calcium ion binding. The record is from RefSeq and is a predicted model, not a curated record. NCBI's taxonomy places the organism in Eukaryota, Metazoa, Chordata, Actinopteri, Pleuronectiformes, Pleuronectidae. The transcript has 7 exons.